UAAGAGGGAAAUCAUUUGCACACACAAUGUUAAAUAUAAUGAUGAUUGAAAGGGAAAGGAGACGGCACAGCUGCCAGACGUACGAGACAUCCCCGCAUACCCACACACUAGCUAUUCGAGUAACAUCCAAAUCAUUGCAUAAAAUGAUCAUUUUCUACGUUUGAUCUUGGCAGGGCACUAAACAUAGAAACAUCAUACUUAUGGUGACAUGGGCGUGAUGACAUUUCUGUACGAGAGUGUAUGUCUUGGGAGUUGAAGUCCUUUGGGAUGGGUUGUGUGUGUGUGCAAGUUUUAAGUGCACAAUUUUACUUGGAUUUAAGCCAUCAAAUCUGCUAAUAUGUGUCCGCAAACGCCAGGAGAUUAAUCAACAACCCUGCAGUCUUAAGGACAUGCCACAACGCCACCAUCAUGGCAGCUCCUCCGCCCUCACCCGAGCACACGCCUCCUCCGUCGCCGUCAGCGUCCCCUUCGUCGUCAGAUGAAGUCACCUCCCGCGCGAUGCCGUCCAGCUCCCCGGGGUCGCAGUCUCCCUCGUCGACCUCAGCCUUUUCGCCCGCGGAGGCGUCGGUUCCCUCGCCCUCCGCUGCGGCGUCGACAGAACCCACCUCGACGACCUUGUCAAAUAGCUUUAACCUCCCUGUGGCCUCCAGCCGUGGCGCUGAAGGGGACGCAGCAGACGCGUCUCCAAGUUCUUCCAAAGCGGGCUUGGACUCCCCUCCCUACGCUGAAAUGUCCAGUUCCUCCACCCAAGCUGCCUUCGAAGUAUCCAGCUCUAACCUGGGCCUCGACGCGCCCUCCUUCUGUGAUAUACCUCAUAACUCGACGCACGGCGCCAGUGGGACAAGCGGGCCGUGCCCUGCUGACUCGUCGGAAGCCGCCUUCGUGUCUCGUCACUCCAGGCGAGGGUCCGGGACGCCACCGUCCUCUUCCAGAUGGUCCUUGGAGUCUUCCAGUGUAACCAGCGAAUCCUUCGUGUCCAGCUGGUCUCCAACAGGCUUGCAUAUGGAAACGAGUCGUGUGGAGCAAAAUGUGUCAUCAGAAUGGUCGUCCCAGUCAAGAAACGGUUAUUUAGAGACCGAAGUAAGCUCCACGGGGCCCCCGGAGUGUGCCAAAACAGCCUCAGACUCUUUCCCAGAAUGGCCCUCAAGGCACGCCUGCAGCGGCCAGGCUGAGCCAGCUGCGUCCACGUCGUCCUGGCCGCACGACCACGUGAACUCCACCGGCGACGAGGGCGCUGCGAGAGCCUCGUGGGGCCAGAGCGCGGCCUCGCAGGUGGCCGGCAGCGCCUCGUGCGUGUGGCGAUGCGAUUCUCAGAACUCGGUCGCGGAGUCGCCCGCUUCAGCGCCGGCGUGGUGCCACCCGUCCUCCACCUCCGCCGCCCUUCCGUCUUCCUCGCAGCACCACGCCCCCGUCCCUGCGAACGCCUCCGCAGCCGACAACAGUUCCCACGCUCUGACAUGGCGCUCGAGAGCGGCGUCGGCGCCCCUAAGCUUGACGCGUGUGACCCCGACAGCGCCUCCUCCCAGACCGCCUACACCACCGCGUCCGUCUACGCCGCCCACAUCCCGCCACCGAGCCCACGUUCCUUCCCCGACCGCUCCUCGGCGCUCGCUGUCCCCGUCGCGCCUGUCUGCUCGUGCUCGGAGAUCCGUGUCUCCGCCACUCCACCAUCACGCCCGCGCCCAGCCGCCCACUCCCCCGAGACGGUCCGUUUCGCCCGUGUCGCUGCAACCGGGACACGCGCAGCCCCCGUCGCCGACAGUGCGGUCCCGACUCAGUCCAAGACCCAGGUCAGCACGGACCCCCAGCCCGCGUCCCCCCCUCCCCCCGACCUCUACGCCUGAGCCGCCGCCCGCACCCGCAGCCGCCCAGCACUCGCCGCGUCCGCACCUCGCCAAGAUGAGGGGGCGUUGAGCUGUCCUCCUCGGCCGCCGGGAAAGCGAGCGAGGAGGCAGCUCGCUGUGACGGUCGAGGAUGAAUUGCGGCGCGAAUUAGAAACUGAAACGUGUUAGUGACUUUGUUGGUGGUUCUUGCAACGCUCAUAAAAUACGGUUGUUCCUUUCGCAAAUGAAACUGAAGUUACCUGCUUUGAAGGUUUUAACAAAUCCCAUUUUCAGUGUAAAUCAAAAUACCAUUUAGCCACACACACACACACACACACACACACACACACACACACACACACACACACACACACACACACACACACACACACACACACACACACACACA
Messenger RNA from Penaeus chinensis, 2232 nucleotides. RefSeq names its product mucin-1-like. NCBI's taxonomy places the organism in Eukaryota, Metazoa, Arthropoda, Malacostraca, Decapoda, Penaeidae. The coding region runs from base 409 to 1914 and encodes 501 amino acids. The transcript has 3 exons. The record is from RefSeq and is a predicted model, not a curated record.